Closterium sp. NIES-65 is the source of this 1161-nucleotide messenger RNA. NCBI's taxonomy places the organism in Eukaryota, Viridiplantae, Streptophyta, Zygnematophyceae, Desmidiales, Closteriaceae. The record is from the annotation of a GenBank genome assembly.
AUGCAGGCGGUCAGCAGCACGAGUGUGGGUAAAAAUGCCGCCAGACGAUCGGUGGUUCGCUGCAAGGUGGCCUCGCCUGGAGUCGAGAAGGCCGAUGCGUCCGCGUCCGCCGGCGAGUACACGCCGACAAGCGACGCGUCCACAAUGAACCUCAUGUCCGGCGCCAUCAACGCGCUCUUCGGCUUCCAGCCUUUUUUCAGGUUUGCAGCGGGAAAGGCGCGCGAGAUGAUGGUCAAACGAGGGGAUGCCAUCGGUUUCCCAUGGGCGCCGCGUCUCGCGGAGCUCAAGCGGCACGACUGGGACGAGGAGCUGCGAUUGGUCGCCGCCACGAGCCGCGUCCCCAGGGACGCCAGCGGGGAGUACGUCUACCCGGAGUACUACACGAAACCGUUCCACGCGUACGAAAAGGGUAACCUUUCGCUGGACGCGGCGCUGGAGGUGGAGCUGGCAGCGAAGGCUGUGCACGCCCCGGUCUUCGACCCCGAGAGCAAGACGCUGGACCCGGAGGGCGAUGCGAAUCUGCGGAGGGGGUACCACGCGAAGCUGGUGGAGCAGCUGCGCAUCCAGCCCAAGCACAUCGUCGACCUGGGCUGCGCGUCCGGCCUCAGCACCUUCGCGCUCGCCGAGCCCAAGAGCGUCGUCGACCUGGACUGCGCGUUCGGCCUCAGCACCUUCGCGCUCAACGAGACCUUCCCUGAGGCCGAGUUCAUCGGAGUGGACCUCUCGCCUUACUUCGUUGCUGCAUCCAAUUACAACGUCCGGGAGAAGAGCAAGCAAGCGGGGCGCGAGCUGCCAUUCACGUUCAUCCAUGCAGCCGCGGAGGACACGGGUCUGCCUGCUGAAUCCGUGGACCUGGUGUCCAUCUGCCUCGUGUGCCACGAGCUGCCGCGGUCAGCCACCAAGAAGAUCAUAGAGGAGGCGCAUCGCAUCUUGAGGCCAGGGGGCGCGUUUGCAGUGAUGGAGAUGAACCCACGGUCGCCCUUCUUCCAGAAGAUCUCCAACAACCCCUUCACCUUCGCUGCGUUCAAGGCAACGGAGCCAUACCUGGAUGACUACCGCACAUUCCCCAUCGAGGAUGCCAUUGCAGAGAGAGGCUUUGAGUACCCACAGCAGAUGGAGAGCAGCCCUCGCCACCGUUGCAUUGUUGCCCACAAGCUGUAG